AGAGUAAUUGAAGAUGAUUAUCCCUAUCUUCAAGACUUUGCUUGGAUUCUUUUUGCAAUAGUUCCCUUACAAGCAAACUAUGAACAUAACUUUUCAAUUCUAAAAUGGUUUUAUGACACAUAUCAAUCAAGAUUAACACUUGAACAAAUUGAGAAUUUACAAUUAAGUAAUGAAAAACUUGAAAUUGGAUCAAUCGUUGACUUGUCAGAUUCUAUAUUUGGUGGGCAAGUUUUGGCUAGUUCCAAAUAUAGUUUGGGAUAUGGCACAAUUGUAAAAUCUAGUAAAAACCUUUGGGAUUUUGCUGAAUCCCAAACUACUGGAUUUGGACAACAUCGCUAG
Messenger RNA from Cetraspora pellucida, 339 nucleotides. The record is from the annotation of a GenBank genome assembly. Lineage: Eukaryota; Fungi; Glomeromycota; Glomeromycetes; Diversisporales; Gigasporaceae.